AUGGAAGAAACACAUGGCGAGGAUUAUGUUUCCGAUCUACCCGAGGAUGACUUUAACAGGCAAGGGAAUCAUAGGACUGGUAUAACAGAUCUGAAGAAGAGAGGUCAUGUGAGUCGGUCUUGGAUAAAGAUUGAUCAGGAUGGAAAUUCUGAGGUUGUGACGCUCGACAAGGCUACUAUUAUGAGAGAUUGUUCUUUGCCUUCUAGAGAUCUUCGAUUGUUGGAUCCCAUGUUCAUUUAUACUUCUUCCAUAUUAGGAAGGGAGAUGGCUAUUGUUGUUAACCUUGAGCAAAUCCGGUGUAUAAUCACUGCGGAUGAAGUAAUUCUGAUGAAUUCAUUGGAUGGUACUGUUGGUCGGUACAGGUCACAAUUAUGCAAUCGGCUCAGGAAAGAAAAAUCUGAUGAUCUUCCCUUUGAAUUUCGAGCAUUGGAGUUGGCUCUGGAAUUGACAUGCACAUCUUUAGAUGCACAGGUAUUCAGUAUUAGCUGA
Lathyrus sativus (Indian pea) is the source of this 489-nucleotide messenger RNA. Lineage: Eukaryota; Viridiplantae; Streptophyta; Magnoliopsida; Fabales; Fabaceae. The record is from the annotation of a GenBank genome assembly.